GAUAUGGAAUAAGAGGUAAAAGCUACACAAAAUUAAAUACAUAACAUAAAAAAUGCGAACAACACAAUGAAUAUUUGUGAAGCAGUUUAUAUCAACAGUUAACCGAGGAAGCAAAAUCGACAACGCUGAUUCUUUCUUUCCUGAGACACCGUCGGUGAAAUUUGUUGUGGUCAUCCAGCUGUGUUGUUGAAGUUUAUAAUUGUUCUAUUUUUUAACGUAGCUGAGCGUUUAAGAAUUCGAAAUUAAGUCCAAUACAAAAUUAUACAUCUUCAAUUGUGCUAAAAAUAUUUUUUUUAAAAAAAUGGCACAGUGGGUCGGAUUUAUGGUUUCUAUUAAAUGUGCAGAUGAUUUGGGCACGUAUCAAGGUGAAAUUAAUUCAGCCACCAACAGUUUUAUUACUUUGAAGAAGGCCUUUUGUAACGGGCUACCUUGCAACCAGGAUGAAAUUAAAAUUAGAGCUGGCGACAUAGUUGAUUUAAAGCUGAUAGAAAAACAGAAUAGCACACCACCUGAACGCAGUACAGUGACCAUUGCUAAACCAAUAGCCAAAAGGGCAGGUAGGACACAGAGCACCUCAGAAACGACAAAUUCCAGCAAAGCAAACUCCAAGCAUGUGGAUCAAAACAAUGGAAAUAAAUAUCAAAAUAAUGUACAAAAUGGAAAUCAACACAGAUCCAAACCCAUCGAUAUUGAACCCAGACACAACCACACUGGUGAUGGAGCUUCACUUAAAAAUAACACUCCCAACAAGAGAGAAAAAAAUAAAGGUAAAUGGGGUAAAAGUUGGAAAGAUGAAGAGUGUUUUGGGUCACCAUUAAAUAACAAGAUAAAAAAGGACUUUGAUUUUGAGAAGAAUUUAGCAUUGUUUAAUAAGCAGGCUAUUUGGGAAGAGUUGAACUCUAAUAAAUCAGAUGUGAUUAAACAAAGUGAUAGCAGAACAGGAAAAUAUAGACACGAUGAAAACGUAAUCGCAACAGAGCCCACAACAUACCGACAGAUCAGUGUACCCAAACAGGACUUUUGCGAGUAUGUGACAGACGAUGGUCUAAUAAUACCUAGUGUAUCCCGGAAUCUGCGCCGCAAAUUGUGGGAUGCCGCCGAUCGUGUCGGCCUAACGUGGGAGCGACGUGUUGAGAUGAUGGGACGCGCGGCUGCCGAAAUCUCCAUUCAACUUUUGGGUGGAGGACAUCGCCUCAAUCCCCGCAACACGCACCAGUGGCCUACUGUGGUUGUACUUUGCGGACCCCACAGACAGGGGGCGGCGGGGAUAAAUGCAGCCCGACAACUGGCUAGUCACGGAGUGCGUACAAUUGUGUACGCAGGAACCAUGGACUCUCCGGUAAUAAAAGGCGAGCUGUCUUUAUACAUGCUGACGAAGAACCGGGUCGUGAAUUCUGCUAACGAUCUACCCACCGUUAGCGACCUAAUUAUAGUGGCCCUUUGCGAAGACAUCGACAACCCGAAAGUGAAUCGGGCGGUGUCUGAUUGGGUAUCCAGGAACAAAGCCCCGGUUUUGGCGUUAGAUCCUCCAUCCGAGGGUACUCCAGGUAUUACGCCAAAAUUUUCGUUGCUGCCGGUACUACCUUUGCCCCAUUCGACUCAAAAUGGUAAGUUGUACCUGUGCAACUUGGGAUUUCCAGUGGAUGUAUUCAACGAGGUCGGCAUCACGUACAAGUCGCCAUUUGGGCCGAAGUUCGUCAUUCCGUUACACCCACGGGACUGUUGACCAUUCUACACCAAAUUUAAAUACGGCAACUAUUUGCAAGCAUUCACAUACGUAAUUACGGCUAUAGGCUACAUACAAAAUUGAUUUUAACCGACGACUGUAUUUAGAAUUUAUACAAUAGUGACUAUAGGACACUUGUAUACAUAUUUUUCGAUUUUAUUCCAGAUUGUUGUAAAUAUUGUGAUUGAAAAAUGUCGGGAUAUACAAAUUCAAAUAGAUUAGCAACAUUUACCGUCCAAGAUUUACUUUACAAAGAGACAUUCCAUGAAUUAUUAUUAUUGUAAUACAGAUAAACAACUUUUGACUUAAAAAUACACGUUAUAAAUUGAGUGUCUUUCAGUCACACUGAUUUAUCCAAGGAGCGGUCGUUUCGUAAUGAAAUUUUAUAUUUUUGUUUUAAAUUUUUAUUAUUGCAGUAGGAGGACUUGCGUCUAGUUGCCAAAGUGAUAUUGGUACAAUUGACUUUUUUUAAAAAAGAAAAUCUCGAAUUUUUAAUAUUUAUCUGCUAUUGAUAUUCGUUUAUCAAGUAUCGAUUUUGUCUAAAAUUUUAAAGGUCCUUUACAGACUAUUUUACUUACUAUUUUAUUUAUUUCAUGUAAUUUUAUUUACAAGUGUAACAUAUCAUGUUUAUACUAUGAUUCCUCAUACAAAACUAUUAAUUGUAAUAUGAGGUAUGAUAUUAUGUACUUGAUUCAACAACUGAUCUCAAAAUAUUGUCGCAUUUUAAACAUUUGAAUUUUGAUUUUCUGACAAAUAUACCAAAUCACCUUUUCUAGUAA
Aethina tumida (small hive beetle) is the source of this 2505-nucleotide messenger RNA. It is a transcript of the gene Edc3, whose product is annotated as enhancer of mRNA-decapping protein 3. The record is from RefSeq and is a predicted model, not a curated record. The transcript has 7 exons. Lineage: Eukaryota; Metazoa; Arthropoda; Insecta; Coleoptera; Nitidulidae. Bases 302 to 1726 code for a protein of 474 amino acids. Gene Ontology annotation, molecular function: mRNA binding. Gene Ontology annotation, cellular component: P-body. Gene Ontology annotation, biological process: P-body assembly; deadenylation-independent decapping of nuclear-transcribed mRNA.